AUGACUGAACCACAAUCUGAAUGGGAUAAAAGAAGGUACAUACCUAAACCUGGUGAACCAGACUUACCUCCACAACUUACAGAAUAUGCAGAUAAAUCUUCCACCGAUAUAAUGAAAGACUUGAACAGAUUACCUUUCUUCAUGACAGAGCUUGAUGAAACAGAUGGAGAAGGUGGAGAGAAUUCUAAUUUAGAAGCUCUUAGAAGUCUUGCUUAUGAAGGAGAACCUCAUGAAAUCGCAGGUAAUUUCAAAAAUCAAGGAAAUGAUCAUUUCAAAGGUAAAAACUAUAAAACUGCCGUGGAAUUCUAUACUAAAGGGUUAGAUGUAGAAUGUGAUGAUGAUUCAAUCAAUUUAGCAUUAUAUUUAAAUAGAGCUGCUUGUAAUUUAGAACUCAAGAAUUACAGAAGAUGUAUUGAAGAUUGUAAGAAAGCUCUUGUGAUAGAUCCCAAGAGUGUUAAAGCAUGUUAUAGAUCAGGUAAGGCAUUCUAUUUAGUUAAUAGACUUGAUGAAGCUAAACAAAUCUUGGAUUAUGGAUUAUCUAUUGAUGGUGAUAACAAACCUAUACAAGAAACUUUACAAAAAGUUACACAAAAACAAGCUCAAGUUCAAUUAGCUUUGGAAAGAAAGGAAAGAGAACAAAAAGAGAAAGAAUUGAAAAAUACCAUUCUUGUUAAUGCUAUAAAAUUAAGACAUUUCCUUAUAUUAAAAUCUAAAACUCCAACAGAGUUAUUAGAAGAAGCUAAAAUUAGACUUGAAAAUGAUGUAGAUUAUGAAUCUCAACUUAUCUUCCCAGCUAUGAUCUUAUAUCCAACGACUGACGAAUUUGAUUACUUACAAGAGGUAGGAGAAUUGACCACACCUAAUGAGAUCUUGAACACUGUAAUGCAAAGACCACAAUCAUUCUUUGAAGAUCCUAAGCAUAAGAAUUUUGCCAUACCCAACUUACAAUGUUUCUUAGAAACUGAGGCUGGUGGAUUGGUGAAAGUGGGAAAGAAUGUUGCCAUCAAUGAAGUAUUGAUGAAAGAUAGUCCUAAAACUCCUUUAUUCGAUAACGCUUUAAGAUUAUACGUGGUACCAAAACAAGAGUCAGCAGAAUGGAUUUCCAAAUGGAAUAAGGAAGCUGUUUUGGCUAAAAGAUUAUUAUAG
This is a messenger RNA of Yamadazyma jaroonii, 1146 nucleotides long. Lineage: Eukaryota; Fungi; Ascomycota; Pichiomycetes; Serinales; Debaryomycetaceae. The record is from the annotation of a GenBank genome assembly.